Molecule: messenger RNA, 2538 nt
Organism: Arachis ipaensis
Lineage: Eukaryota; Viridiplantae; Streptophyta; Magnoliopsida; Fabales; Fabaceae
Source: RefSeq, a predicted model, not a curated record
AUGUUGAAGAAACAGAGCACCUCAACGCUUCUUUGUUCAGUCCAGUUCUCCACACCACACACGUCUGACACUUCUUCGAGGGUGAUUGCAGGGAGGGGCUACAAGGUAGUUGGCGGGUUGUGGUUCCUUGUGUUACAUGAAAAAUUGCACCUUUGGUCUAGCGACAGAGAGGUUUUCUUCGACAAGAGAACUGUUCGCUUCGUACGGUGUGCAGUUUUUAGGAUGAGUUAUUUUAGUGUCAAAGUUUACCACCAUGGAAGCUUUGGUCUUGAAGGUGGGCUUUUGAAGUAUUUGGGUGGGGAGACAACUGUGAUAGACUACUGUAAUGAAGAUGAGUGGAGCCUGAUUGAGGUUUAUGACAUAGUGAGCAGACAAGGGUAUUUGAAAAAAGACAUUGCAGCAAUGUGGUACAAAUCACUGGGAGGGAGUACAGAAGAAGGCUUAAGGAUGCUGCGAACAGACAAAGAUGCGAUGGAUAUGGCUAAUAUUGGGGUUAGGGAGGAUAUGGUGGAGCUGUAUGUAGUGCAUAAACCUAGUGAUAUCCAUGAAGAGGUUCAGGAUGUACACAUGUUAGGGAGUACUGAAACUACCAUGCAAGAGCAGGCUUGUGGAUCUAAUGGGCCAGGCCUAAUUGUGGCAUUUGAGGCCCAUUCAGCAAGAGAAGUUGAGAGAAAUUCUGGCCCAAAUGUGGAGGAAAAAAAUGUGGGUGAGAAAAAUGGAAAAGAUGAAUCAGAUGAGGAAGAAGAGGGUAGUGAUGGCAGCGAGGAUGAGGACUAUACUCCCAAGGGUGGUGUAGAUGACAGCAAAGAUAGUGCUGCUGAGGUUGUGUUUGGUGACAGUGAUGAUGAUAAGGAAGGGGCUGAGGGGUUAGUUGAUGUGGACAUCAGGGUAGGGGAUACAUUCGAGCCUGGCACAACUGAAACCCAAACUGAUGCAGCAAAAGAGAGUAGGAGUGGAUAUGACAGAGGUAAGGAGAAGAUACCUGCAGGUUUAGGGGAUGAGGAAGAGGGAUAUGAAUCAGAAGAUUUUCUUGAUGUGCCUAUUGUUGGUGAUGAUGAGGAUGCCAACAAUGUUGCGAAGAGGUAUCCCUUGCACAAGCAGCUAAAGGACAUGAGUGAGUAUAAGUGGGAGAUUGGAACUCUUUAUGUAUCAAGAGAGGAGUUUAAAGAUUGUGCUACUGCCUAUGCUGUACAUACUGGGAGGGGUUUGAGGUUUGAUAAGGUUGACCUUCGGAGAGUGAAAGUCAUUUGCGUUGAGGGUUGUAACUGGUUUGCAUACUGUGGGAAGAUGAAGAAUGAGCAAACAUGGCAACUCACCAGCUGCCACAACAAGCAUAGCUAUUCUAGGGAGUUGAAAAUUGGGAUUAUGCAUGCAAAAUGGUUGAGCAAGGUCUUUCUAAACAAAAUUGCUGAGAAUCCAAAGAUAAAGCUCUCCACACUAAUGAAGAAAGCAUACAGCAAGUGGAAUGUAGAGCUGACUAAGUCUAAAGCUGCCCGGGUUAAGCAGUUUGCUCUUGAUGAGUUACAAGGAACGUACAUUGAGCAGUAUCGGAGGCUCUAUGACUACUGUCACGAAUUGCUCAGGUCUAACCCGGGCUCUACAGUGAAGUUGCAAGUGGAGAGACCACCGGAGUUUGCUUCUGAGAGACCAAAACCUGGUGUGGAUUUAAGGCUAAAGUUCCAAAGACUCUAUGUGUGCCUUGAUGCAUGCAAGAAGAGCUUCAUGGUUUGCCGUCCAAUAAUUUGCCUCGACGGGUGCUUCAUCAAGACACCAUAUGGAGGUCAGCUUCUCACUGCUAUUGGCUGGGACCCGAACGACCAGAUGUUGCCAAUAGCCUAUGCAGUGGUUGAAGUAGAGACGAAGGACACAUGGACCUGGUUCCUUACCAAUCUGUGUGAUGACUUCGGGUAUGACAAGAUAAGGGGCUGCACCUUCAUGUCUGACCAACAGAAGGGAUUGGUUCCAACCUUUGAUGAGCUGAUUCCCGGAGUGGAUCAUAGAUUCUGUGUUAGACAUCUUUACAGCAAUUUCAGGAAGAGAUUCCCAGGGCUGCAACUAAAACUGAUGAUGUGGAAUGCUGCAAAGGCUACUUAUUUACAAGAGAGGGAGAGGAGAAUGGCUGAAAUACAGAGUCUUGAUAAUGGAGCCUACAAUCACCUGAUGGAGAUACCAACCAAAUAUUGGUGCCGCCACAAGUUUGGGACCUGGUCUAACUGUGACACCUUGGUAAACAAUAUGUGUGAGGUCUUUAACUCUGUAAUUGUGGAUGCCAGAGAGAAGCCAAUAGUCAGCAUGCUUGAAGACAUCAGAGUAUACAUAAUGAGGCGUUGGGCUGAUAAUAGGGAUCGUAUAAUUGAAUACCCAAGAGAAGUAUUGCCCCGUAUCAGGAUUAAGGUUGAGAAACAAGCUGAUGCAAGUGGUAAGUGGGUGAGCACGUAUGCUGGUCGUGAUAAAUAUGAGGUAACAAGUAUCCAUGGAGGAAAAGAGAAGUUCGUUGUUGAUUUGAAGAAUCAUGAGUGUUCUUGCAGGAAGUUUUAA